AUGGCAACCAAUCGUCAUCAUCUUCUUCAUCAUCUUUGGCUAUCUGGAAACAUUCCAUGGUCAGCUCGACUGGUUUGCUCUCUGGUCAUCCUGUAUGUCUUUCGUUUUCUGAAUUUUGCCAUUGCCAGCUAUGAUCCUGAUGGUUACGGAAAAAGUUUCCCUAAAAAGUUCGUCUACCUCAUCGAAAAAGGUGAAACUUUAAGAGUUAGUGAUUUUGAUGGAAAAUGUAAAAGUUGGCAAUUCAAUGAACAGUCUACCUAUCCAGACUAUAGCCCGUUCGGAUCGAACGAAGAGAAAUCAUUUGAAAUCUCCAGUGCAACUGCUGGAGAUGCCGGAAUAUAUACGUGCAUAAGGGAUGAAAAUGAUAAUACAACAUUUGAAAUAAAUGUGAUAGACAAAUUUGAAGUUAGUUCGAAUCGUCAGAAUGUUUUGACCGGUAUUGGCCCGUGCAAUGAAACUGAAAACCUGACGUUUAGCUGUAAUGCUGAAUAUUAUGGGCCUACAGACCUCAAGCUCGUUUGGAUUUUAAAAAAAAGCACGACGAAUCCCAAAAAUGGCGUGAAUCAUUUUAAACGGAAAAUCAAACUGACGCCAGAUUCUCGGGAUUUUGACAUAAAAGAAUAUAUAAUACACAAAAAUGCGUCGGGCGGCGUGAUUGUGCAGAAACUGAUAAAGGCCACCACCUUCAAAUACAGAAGGGAAUCCCCGCCUGUCACAUGCUUUGUGGGGAAUCUCGAAACAGACAAGAAUUUAUUCUGUAUCUUGACAAACGAAAGCUUGUACCCCAUAGAUAUCAUUAAAUAUAAAAAAGCUCCAUCUAUAUUCUUGGUCGAUAUUAAGCUAACAGAAAUAGUAAAAGUCGACAGCAACAAGGAUAACACGGACCCUGAUGCUUAUGAAUGUAUUGUGCAAUCCAACGUUCAUUGCAACAAUAUUGCAACGAAUGGCCAGGAUGUUGGAAGAAUUGUGACUCACUGUCUCUGUGAAACUGUUUGCUAUUUCGGCAUGGAUACAUGCUCCUUCAACGUCAGCCAGAGAUUAUUUUCCACAUCGAAGAUCACAGCAACAUCCACCCUAGAGAUUAAUGGACAGGCUAUUCAUUCCACGCAGACGACAAUUCUGACGCUUGCGAUGUGUGUGGUCAUCGUCCUCAUCGUCAUCAUCAUCAUCAUCGCCAUCUUUCAAUGUUGGCUUUGUUGCAGACGAUACAACGACCAACCUGAUAUAGAAUCCAAAUCUGAUAACUUCGAAGGAAAUAACGAUUCUGGAAACUAUCCGACGCCUGCCAUUUUCCAGUUUUUGAGGUGGUGA
Molecule: messenger RNA, 1311 nt
Organism: Helobdella robusta
Lineage: Eukaryota; Metazoa; Annelida; Clitellata; Rhynchobdellida; Glossiphoniidae
Exons: 11
Coding region: 1-1311 (436 amino acids)
Source: RefSeq, a predicted model, not a curated record